UGUGCGAAUUUCAUGUUAAGGACACACAAACAUCCUCUCCUGAGGAAGACAGUGGGUAUUGAUGCUUGGUCAAAGGAAAUAUUUGAUAAUAGUUAAGGAGUUAACCUGCCGACACAACUUGUAUAGAUUAUUGGACGUUUCGCCUGGCCAGCUUCCCUUCCUAGUGCAUCUGGACAUUAUUACAACUAUUUCAAUAUGUGGGUAAAUAGCAUUGCACAUCAGCAGAGAUUGCUACUGAUUUGGGCCAGAAGAUUAUACAAACCGGAAUCAAUCUCAAGAGUGGACUCUUAUCAUGUCUCAGCCUCUGUGCUGUGCUCAGAGGACAGCAGCAGCAAACCUGUGCUGAAGAGACGACGCAGAGUUUCAAUAAACUCCUCCGGGGCCCAACACCAACCUGGGGAAUCUGAUGGAUGGCACACACAGGAGAGAACUGUGAUAAAGGAGCCGAAUCAGAGGUGCUGGGUUGACAGCAGAAUGUCAUCGGAACUCAGGAGACUGAGUAUGGAGGAUUUCCCUGAGGAGAAAAAAGAGAGGCUAGAUGGAGAGAAAAGGGAGAAGGAGAGGAUGGUGGGAGAGAAGGAGAGGUUUGGGGGAGAGAGGAAGGAGAGGUUUGGGGGAGAGAGGAAGGAGAGGUUUGGGGGAGAGAGGAAGGAGAGGUUUGGGGGAGAGGGGAAGGAGAGGUUUGGGGGAGAGAGGAAGGAGAGGUUUGGGGGAGAGGGGAAGGAGAGGUUUGGGGGAGAGAGGAAGGAGAGGUUUGGGGGAGAGAGGAAG
Messenger RNA from Trematomus bernacchii (emerald rockcod), 771 nucleotides. Its product is annotated as cyclic nucleotide-gated cation channel beta-1-like. NCBI's taxonomy places the organism in Eukaryota, Metazoa, Chordata, Actinopteri, Perciformes, Nototheniidae. The annotation marks the transcript as partial. The transcript has 2 exons. The record is from RefSeq and is a predicted model, not a curated record.